UUUAACCAGUAGGGGCAGUAAGCUAAUUCCCUAGCACUUUGUCCUUAGGCAAGGCGCGUUUGACCUUGUUGAGUUGCCGUAGUCGGCAUGGUUUGCUCGGUGAAUGACUUUAUCGAGCAGUAUCUGACUGACGAGACGGGUUUGAGAAGUGGCGUGUGUUUCUAACCCCUGCAAUGUCAAUGUAUUCAAUACUUAGGGUUGUCAGGGCUGACCUCAAGGUCCUGCUGAGACAACCAGCCCAGUCCCUCCACUCCAGCUCCCAGCGCCUGGCUGCUGACAAGACCCUCCUGGUGAAACUGCGCAAGAGCACGGGCUACUCCUUCAUCAACUGCAAGACAGCGCUGGACAAAUUCAGCAACAACGUCAAGGAGGCGGAAAGCUGGCUGCAUGAACAAGCACAGAAGGAGGGCUGGAGCAAGGCGUCCAAACUGCAGGGCAGGAAGACCAGAGAGGGGCUGAUCGGGCUGCUGCUGCUGGGGGAGCAGACUGCCGUCAUGGUGGAGGUGAACUGUGAGACGGACUUCGUGGCCAGGAAUGUGAAGUUCCAGCAGCUGGUGAAGGAGGCAGCCCUGGCCACGCUGGCACACCACCAGAACAAGCAGGCCAGCCCAGCCAGCUACACCAAGAGCAUCCUGGGUGCAGAGCAGCUGUCUCAGCUGAGGUCGGUGUCCGAUGGCUCUCCGCUGUCUGACCAGGUGGCCCUGGCUAUUGGUAAGCUGGGGGAGAACAUGGCGCUGAAGAGGGCAGUGCUGGUGGCGGUGUCGCCCGACUGCCACAUCGGCUCCUACGUCCACGGCGCCCUGCCCGCUGAUGACCCCUCCCUGGCGGGCACCUCCUUUGGGAAGUACGCCGCUCUGGUGGUGUGCCACGGCGAGGCGGGGACGCUGCCGGAGAUCGGGCGCCGACUCGGGCAGCACGUGGUGGGUGAGGCCCCCAGCUCCCUGGGGUCCCUGGAGGACCAGCCCUGCGGAGACUUGGAGACCAGGCUGCUGGCGCAGUCGUUCCUGCCCGACCCCAGCCGGACAGUGGGUCAGUACGUCCAGGAGAGGGGGGUCAGAGUGCUGGACUUCGUCCGCUUCGAGUGCGGGGAGAGUGUGGAGCCGGAGCAGCAGACCUAGAGGAGCCCGGCCUGCCCAGCGUUGACCAGGUCAGGCUGUACUAACGGCUCCUUCCCCAUCCGAGAUACAUCACCCGCUGCAAGCUGACGACGCCUUACUGAAGAUAGUGAUACCAAACCUUAAGAUCUAAUGAUCCACACUGUAAUGCCCAUUUCUGUGUCACAUGUGAUCCAAUACUUAGCCAGCCCUCUAUUAUUAUUUUUUAAAUCCAGCCUCCCAAACCAGAAUUUUUCAUAUGCAGUACAGGUGAGCUUCCUAAUAAAAGCUGAAUCUCAAAACAGUAAUUGUGUGAAUAUAAUAAUUGUUACAGCUGUGUAUAAUGGUAUUUAAAACAGGAUUCGUUCAUCCGACUUUUCAUAUCCGCCCUCACUCUGGUCGCACUGCAGUCGGAAAGGAGCAGAUUACUGUAUUAAGAUUUGCCACGAUUUAGAUCAUUAGGACUACAUUCCUGUACUUGUGAAUAUUACGUUAUAGAUAUGUGGUAACGGUACAUCUACUUACUACAAUGUGUAAUAAUGUGUAAGGUUUUCAGAAAGUGUAUGAUGUGAUUUAUAUAUGUUUCUGUGUUGUCUAUAAAACAAAAAAUCCA
Molecule: messenger RNA, 1707 nt
Organism: Acipenser ruthenus (sterlet)
Lineage: Eukaryota; Metazoa; Chordata; Actinopteri; Acipenseriformes; Acipenseridae
Product: elongation factor Ts, mitochondrial
Exons: 6
Coding region: 174-1118 (314 amino acids)
Biological process (GO): mitochondrial translational elongation
Cellular component (GO): mitochondrial matrix
Molecular function (GO): protein binding; translation elongation factor activity
Source: RefSeq, a predicted model, not a curated record